Molecule: messenger RNA, 1587 nt
Organism: Elaeis guineensis (African oil palm)
Lineage: Eukaryota; Viridiplantae; Streptophyta; Magnoliopsida; Arecales; Arecaceae
Product: endoglucanase 15
Biological process (GO): carbohydrate metabolic process
Molecular function (GO): hydrolase activity, hydrolyzing O-glycosyl compounds
Source: RefSeq, a predicted model, not a curated record
AUGGCUCUAAGGCUGUUUCUUUUUGUUGGGCUUGGGUUUUUCCUUGUAGGGCAGGGACGUGCUCAAGUAGGAUAUAAACAGGCCCUCCAGCAAUCCUUGCUCUAUUUUGAAGCGCAGAGAUCCGGGAAACUGCCGGGUAACCAGCGUGUGCUUUGGCGUGGUGACUCUGCUCUCAAAGACGGUGGUGAUGUUGGUGUGGACCUCACUGGAGGAUACUAUGAUUCUGGUGACAACGUGAAGUUUGGAUUCCCAAUGGCCUUCACCAUCACCAUGCUCUCCUGGAGCACGGUGCAGUUCGAGUCCCAACUCUCGGCCAACAGCGAGCUAACGAACGCCCUGGCCGCCAUCAAAUGGGGCACGGACUACUUGAUCAAGGCUCAUCACGAGCCUGAAGUCCUCUACGUCGAGGUUGGCGAAGGUGGCUCGGACCAUGCUUGCUGGGAGAGGCCUGAAGACAUGACCACUCCUCGGACUUCUUACAGUGUUGACGCUUCGAAGCCUGGCUCGGAUAUUGCCGGGGAGACUGCCGCGGCGUUGGCUGCUGCAUCCAUAGCGUUUAAUGGUUCAGAUGCCAAGUAUGCCGCCACUCUUCUGGACCAUGCAAAACAGUUGUUCGAUUUUGCUCGCAAGUAUCCUGGUCUGUAUCAGAACAGCGUCCCAGUUGUCGGGCAAUUCUAUUCCAGUAGUGGAUACGAGGAUGAAUUGCUAUGGGCAGCGGCAUGGCUAUACCAAGCCACCAGUGACCAGACCUACCUAGACUUCCUUGGCUCUGCCCAAGACAACGGCGGCGUCCGGUCGAUGUUCUCUUGGGACGACAAAUUUGUCGGAGCCCAAACGCUAGUCUCAAAGUUGAUCUUGGAAGGCAAGGUGCCUAACAAUGGGACCUGGUUCCAAUACAAGAACAACGCUGAUCAGCUCAUGUGCAACGUUGUCCAGAAGGGGAACAGCAAUGUCAAGAUGACCCCUGGUGGCAUGCUCUGGUGGCAACCCUGGAACAAUUUCCAGUACACCACCUCGGCGAUGCUGGUCCUUGCCGCCCAUGCCGACCACCUUGCAACCGCCAAGGCCAACCUCGAUUGCUCAGGUGGCUCCCUUGGAUCUAAGGACAUAAUCUCGUUCGUCCAAUCGCAGGUGGACUACAUUCUGGGGAAGAAUCCAAAGGGUUUGAGCUACAUGGUAGGGUUUGGGACCAAUUAUCCAGCUAAGGUGCACCAUAGGGGUGCAUCGAUCGUAUCGAUCAAGAAUGACCCAAAACCAGUAUCUUGCCAACAGGGAUUCAGUGAUUGGUUCAACAAGGAUGCACCCAAUCCUAAUGUGCUUGUGGGUGCCAUCGUGGGUGGACCUGAUGCCACCGAUGGGUAUUCAGACAGUAGGUCCAACUAUCAGCAGAAUGAGCCGUCUACGGUCAACACUGCACCUUCCAUUGGCGUGUUGGCAAGCCUCGUAUGACCUCACAUUUCUUUCUUUUUUUUUUUUUUUUUUCUCACAUAAGAGAAUGUGGCGUGGAAGGCGAGAAGAUUUAUAUAUGCGCACCCGAUGAUGUAACUAUUCUUAAUCUUCUACAAUAAAUAAGAGUUUUUGGCAAAG